Bufo gargarizans (Asiatic toad) is the source of this 882-nucleotide messenger RNA. RefSeq names its product histamine N-methyltransferase A-like. The coding region runs from base 1 to 744 and encodes 247 amino acids. NCBI's taxonomy places the organism in Eukaryota, Metazoa, Chordata, Amphibia, Anura, Bufonidae. The record is from RefSeq and is a predicted model, not a curated record. The transcript has 6 exons.
AUGGAGGCCAAGGAGCAAGUGCAGGGGUCCAGAGUGGCGGGGGUCCAGAAUAACACAAGUUAUGCCUCUAGGUAUUCUUGGAUUGUGUAUAUCAACCAGUAUCUGUUUUCCAGUAUAGGGAAUGGAAAGACGACCAUCAAUGUCCUUGGAGUAGGAAGUGGAUCAGGUGAAAUAGACCUAAAAAUCUUCUCCAAAAUACAAGCUCGAUAUCCUGGAGUCCCCAUCCAUACUGAUAUUGUUGAGCCAAGCCCAGAGCAGAUCCUCAGCUACAAGGAGCGCGUGGCCAAGACCCCGGGACUUGAAAAUGUUCAUUUUAACUGGAUCAACAAAACAGCUUUUGAGUUUGAGGUUCAAGUGAAGGAAGAGAAGUCAGAAAGAAAGUAUGAUUUCAUCCAUAUGAUAGAGAUGCUGUACUUCGUAGAAGAUGUGCCAGCAACACUGACCUUCUUCAGGAGCCUAUUGACAUUGAUUGGAAAACUCCUUAUAAUACUUGUAUCCGGAAAUAGCGGAUCUUCUAUUAUAUGGAAGAAGUACGGACCAGAAAAGGACCAGUGCAUCUCAGCGGACGACAUUGCAGACGUGCUGAGAUCAGAGGGCACAAAGUAUCAGAGUUAUGAGCUGCCAUCUUAUAUUAACAUCACAGAAUGCUUUAUCAAUGGGAACAGGAACGGGGACUUCAUGUUGGAUUUUCUCACGUUGACGUGUGAUUUUAACAAAAAAUGGAAAGAUCAUUUUAAAUGGUAAUCUUAGUGCUAUAGUGGUGGGGAGUGGAUAGAUAUGAGGAACAAUGGGCGCUGUAAACGGACCGUUUCAGCAGACAAGGGGUUAAAAUCCGUUUAGGCGAUAUGCCCCUUUCUGAGAGACAGGCACAGCUACUGCAGA